CCCCCCGGAGAAGCGAGCCGCGCGGGCGUCCCGAGGGGAAGAUGAGCCGCACCAGUGCCAGGUCUGGGCACCUGUCGCAGCCGGUCGUGAAGAGCGUGCUGGUGUACCGGAACGGGGACCCCUUCUUCACGGGCCGCCGCGUCGUCUUCCGUGAGAAGAAGGUGUCCAGCUUCGACGUCUUCCUCAAGGAGGUGACGGGCGGCGUCCAGGCGCCCUUCGGAGCGGUUCGGAACAUCUACACCCCGCGGACCGGGCACCGUAUCUGGAAGCUAGACCAGAUCCAGAGCGGGGGCAACUACGUGGCCGGGGGCCAGGAAGCCUUCAAGAAACUCAAUUACAUUGAUGUAGGCGAAGUGAGGUUAAGAUCCUUCGUGCCUGUUGAGCUUUAUUCUCUUGAAGUAAAACCAGUAACCCACAGCAGGAUCAAUGUGUCAUCUCGCUUUAGAAAACCACUUCUGGAACCCUGCACUAUCUUCUUGAUUGCAAAUGGAGACCUCAUAAACCCAGCUUCUCGACUCCUCAUUCCUAGAAAAGCCUUGAAUCAGUGGGAUCAUGUACUGCAGAUGGUCACGGAAAAGAUAACUCUGAGGAGUGGGGCUGUCCACAGACUCUACACUUUAGAAGGAAAACUGGUUGAGAGUGGGGCAGAGCUGGAGAAUGGGCAGUUUUAUGUGGCUGUCGGCAGAGAUAAGUUUAAGAAGUUGCCUUACAGUGAAUUACUUUUCGACAAGUCGACGAUGAGAAAGUCUUACGGUCAGAAAACCUCUUCACUACCUCCAAUUGUAGGAUCCAGAAAGUCUAAAGGCAGUGGAAAUGAUCGCCAGUCUAAGUCAACAGUUGGAUCCAGCGACAACUCAUCUCCUCAGCCUCCAAAGAGGAAAGGGAAAAAAGAUGUGAAUUCAGAAAAACCCACGAAAGAGAAACAAAAUGCCAAGUUAAAGAGUUCACCACAAACAAUCCCAAACAGUGAUGAAGGCGUUUUCAAAGCUGGAGAGGAGAGAUCAGAAACGCGGGGGGCAGCUGAAGUCCAAGAAGAUGAAGACACUCAAGUUGAGAUUCCAGUGGACCAGAGGCCAGCAGAAAUAGUAGAUGAGGAAGAAGAUAGAGAGAAAGAAUACAAGGAGGUGGAACAGAAGGAAGACUUCUCAGGAAUGAAUGGUGAAGUUAAAGAGGACGAAGGAGACCAGGAGAAGCCCGAAGCUCCAGAGCAAGCCGAGGAGAUCCCGGAUCCCAGAGAGGAGCAGGCAGGUUCUGCGGCUCGUGUGAAUGGAGGCACCGAUGAAGAAAACGGCGAGGAACUGGAACAGGUUAAUAAUGAGCUUCAAGAAGCGGUGGAUGAGGAAAUAAAGUCUCAAGGAGCUGGCAGUGGACAUGAAGAGGCUGACUUGGACCCUCAAAGACCACCAAGACCAGAAGUAAAAAUCACUAGUCCACAAGAAAAUGAUGACAGUGAACAAAACAAGGAUAAUUUGUCAUAGCAUGGAUGAUUUUUAAAAAGAAAGUAUAUUGAGUAUAAGAAAAAUGAAGGAUUAAAUACUUGAAGAAUAAGUAUAUAGCUAUUGCUAAACAUAAUGUGACAAUGUGGUUGAAUACUACCUACUGAAAUUUAAAAUUAGAGCCUGACUACUGGGAAAGACUAGAUAACUUUGAAGAGCUACUAAAGGAGAGUGACUUCUUUUUAUCAGCUGUGUUUUUAAAAGUCAUGUAGAAAAAUUAAGCGUAAUAGAGGGGAUUUUGCCCUGGAAGACAGUUGGCCACUUGCCUUUGUAAAGAUGGAAAAACACAAGACCAUACCUGUUCUUGAGAAGUGAGAUUAUUGGAUGGCAGCUUAUGCUAAAGCACUUAUCUAAGAGGGCUUAGAAUUUUAAAAAAUGAUAAUAGGAAAGCACGUACUAUUUUUUUAAAAAAAGCAAUAAACUCUUGAAUAAACUAAUUGCAACUUAGUUUCAGAGGUAAUUUGAAGGUGGCAAUAGACUGAAAUGUUUCUGUGUCUUGUUGACAUUCCUUUCUUUCUUCCUCCUUAGCCAAAAUCCACCUUAAAAGAAUUAAAAGGAAAAUGCAAGGUAUUCAUUUUGGAAGGAGGAAGUAUUCGCUCAGUGUAUUCCACGACAAUAUUGUCAUGCCCCUCCCUUAAAUACUGCAGGUUUUAAUUGUCCAGCUUUAAUGAUACACACUCAGGAAGGAAUUACAGAAUGGAACACCUAAUUGUAUCGCUGAGCCUGUCUGGGUGGUUUACAGAUUCUGGUAUCCAAUGGAUUUUAGCUGAUCCAGUCUACCAUUACCAAUAAUACUCCUCUCUUCUUCAUAUUAUUAUAUUAGAAAACUCAAAAUUGGGUAUUCCAAAGAUUGAAUUUUCUCCAAACAGUUUUUUAACAAAAAGAGCAAGGCCGUGUAGUAGAUAAAAAACCUAGGCUGUAAGAUUUUGUUACGCCUCAGUUUCUCUUGCUUUUUAUUUAUUUUUAUUAGAACUGCCCUGUCAUAUUUUUUCCCUUAGGGGUAUCAGCAAAUACUUCUUUUCAUGGUCAGUUAUAUUUAGACUUUUAAGGAGAUUCUUUUCUCUAUAAUUUGAAGCUAUAGCAUAGGAAUUGUUGAAAAAAGUUUAAAAAUUGUCAUAAUGAAACCAGUUCCUGAUUACAGUUCUAGGGUUAAUUAAAUUAAAUCAGAUUGCCUCGUCAGGUAUAUGUGGGGAAAAAAGGUCAUGUUAGUUUUGAAUAUUUAAGAGAUGAUGUAGUUCUUCCUUAAAUAUAGAAAUAAUGUUUUCUCAUAUUAAAGAGUAUUUUUUGUUAGUUAUGUAGAAAUUUGCAAUUUUAACUUCUUGUGCUUUCAUAGAAUUCAUUAUUAAUGAUGAUUUUGAAAGAUUUAUCCGCCCUCCAGGUUUCAUAACCAAUCACUUGGAAUUAAAGUUAUAUAAAGCACUCAAUAAUACUAUAGAAAACUGAUAUAUUUUUCUUAAAAGCUAUUUUAAUAUUUUCCAUAAAUAGGAAGUAUAUGCAGUGACUAUAACAGUGUUGGAAAGAGAUACUGAUAUACAGGUAUAUUGAUCUAGGAGGAUGAAUUAUAAAUGGGGUACUAUAUUUCUAAGAUAAACUCUAGAUUGUUCUUUCUACUAGUAGGUUUAUUUUUUUCAAGUGAGACAGUAUAAAGCUUUGCAGGUAAUAAGCAAUCAUCUUAAUAAUCUUUGUUGCUAGGGCAAUAGAUGACUUGGUUUUUUAAUGUUAAAUUCCCACACUAUUACUAGGUCUGGAGUUAAUGAUUUCAAAUAGUUUAUAAAAAUAAAAGAUUGCAUAUAAGAAA
Messenger RNA from Odocoileus virginianus texanus, 3294 nucleotides. NCBI's taxonomy places the organism in Eukaryota, Metazoa, Chordata, Mammalia, Artiodactyla, Cervidae. The record is from RefSeq and is a predicted model, not a curated record.